Penicillium daleae is the source of this 639-nucleotide messenger RNA. RefSeq names its product NAD(P)-dependent oxidoreductase. Bases 1 to 639 code for a protein of 212 amino acids. Lineage: Eukaryota; Fungi; Ascomycota; Eurotiomycetes; Eurotiales; Aspergillaceae. The record is from RefSeq and is a predicted model, not a curated record. The transcript has a single exon.
AUGCGUGUCCUUGUUAUUGGUGGAAAUGGACAGACUGGUCGUCUUGUCAUCGAUGAGGCCUUGCAGCGCGGCCACAAGGUUACAGCCUGGAUUCGGGAUCCCUCCGCACUUCCAGCUAAGGAAGGCUUAACCAUCGUGAAGGGCACACCACUAGAGCCUUCGAACAUUGAAAGCGCUUUCAACGCAGUCCAAAGCGAUAUCCCAACCGCCGUGAUCGUCACGCUUGGAUCCCCGCAAGUAAAGGGGACCCGAGUCAUGACGAAUGCGCACGAAAACCUCCUCGCUGCUAUGAAAAGGCAUGGCGUUUCCAAAAUUGCCACAUUGUCUUCAUUUGGAGUUGGGUCUUCGUUCCCGAAUAUCAAUGCGAUUAUGAGAUUCGCAAUUUCCAGAACGAGCUUUAAGCAUUUGUUUGAGGACCAUAAUCAAGUCGAUAUGACACUGAAGAAGAGCGGAGUGAAAUUCGUGUUGUUCAGGGCCGCGAGACUGACUCUGGGGGAAAAGCGCCCGUUCAGUUCUUGGGCGACGACGGGAAAGGACUCGGUGUUUUCGCGGGCUUGGGGGGGAUCUCGAGGGCCAGUGUGGCGGCGUGUCUGGUGGAUGCUGUUAAGAAGAGCACUUGGGAUCGCAGCACCCCUGUGA